AGAUCCGGCUGGAUGUGGAUGCAGAACACACACACACUCCUGCUUUCUUUUUUUAAAACUACUGCAUGUGUGUGUGUGUGUGUGUGUGUGUGUGUGUGUGUGUUUUUUGAAUGACACCUGAGCCGGGCAGGUAUUCAUCCGGGUUCCUGGGCGUGGGAAGCAGGAGGAAGCAGCUCGUUGGGAAUAUUGUUGAAGUGAAUAAACUUCAGUCUGCAGAAGCUGCUCGGCUCACACACUCCUCCUCUUCCUCACACCGGGAUGUACAUUUGGGAACUUUUUCUUUUCUUUAUUUUUUGUUUUUGACACACACAAGAGUUCAUUUUUUUUUCUUCUAACUUUUCACACAUUUUUUGGGGGAUUACAGAGAGAAAGCAGAGGAGAAAGCAGCUGCACGUCACAGGAGAGGAGAGGAGAGGAGAGGUGGUCCAUGUCAUCAAAGGUCAACAGGCCUGAGCACUGAACAGAAGAGUGAGGCGUUUGAUGUCCUCAGAGAUCAACAGGCCUGAACGCUGAACAGACACGAUGGAGCGGUGGUGGGCGUGGCAGUUCGCCCUAGUUGCCCUGGCAACCAUUUGCAUCAUCCCCUCCCAAGGUAAAAACAAAGAGUUCUCCUCCAACAAACUGAUCAACAACGUGGUGACAGAUCCACGCUCGGGCCGGCUGUACGUCGGCGCUGUCAACUACCUCUACCAGCUGAACCAGGACCUGGAGGUCGAGUCCCGCACCGAGACCGGCCCCAAGAAGGACAACCGGCAUUGCACGCCGCCCGUCACGGACGCCUGCGAGGAGGCCGUGGACACGGACAACCACAACAAGCUGCUGCUGGUCCAGGAGGCCAAGGACGUGCUGGUGGUCUGCGGCAGCGUCUACAGGGGCAUCUGCUCGCUGAGGAACCUGAGCAACGUGGAUCAGCUGCUGUACUUCAGCGACACCAAAGGGGAGAAGUCGUACGUGGCGAGCGCCGAGGAGAGCGUCUCCGUGGUGGGAGUGAUGUCCUACUUCACCAAGGACGGAGCCAACUUCACCGUCUUCCUGGUUGGUAAAGGAUACGGCAGCCACGACAGCACCAAGCUCAUCUCCACUCGCAUCCUCCAGGACUACGGUGAUUGGGUGGUGUUCGACAGCAUCAUCGAGGCCUCGGCGGUGCAGGCCAACCCCUUCGUCCUGCGCUACCUCCACGAUUUCCGCUUCGCCUUCAAGGACGGCGGCUUUGUGUACUUCCUGUUCUCGCGGACGCUGGGCGUUCAGGACAACAAGAACUACACCUUCGUCUCCAGGAUGUGCGAGGACGACAAGGGUUACUACUCCUACACCGAGCUGCAGCUCAACUGUAGCCGCUCCAACAAGUACAACAAAGUGCAGGCUGCCUAUGUAGCAACACCAGGGGAAGUAUUGGCUCAGACUAUGAACGAUUCAGUUUCAGCCAACGACAAGGUGCUGUUUGUCACCUUCACUUCUGAUGAAGACCCAACUAUUUCAGCCAUGUGCAUGUACCCUCUUCACUCUAUUAAUAAGAGGCUGGUGGAGAUAAUAGGAGCCUGUUACAGCAACAACGGCAUCAUUAACGAGAAGGCUGCCGUCUACUCGCCUUACUCCUCCAAGUCUGAGGAGCUGUGCAGCAUCAGUGAUAAAAAGGACAUGGCCAGCCGAUUCAAGUGUGGAGAAGAGUUCCUGCCCUCCCCAUUGGCCAGCAAGGCCGAGUUCGCCUUAACAUCUGAUCCCUCAUUGGCCCGUAAGGGUCACAUGACCGCUGUGGCCGUGACCAUUGAAAUGGGCCACGCGGUGGCGUUCCUGGGCACCGCCACCGGAGAGGUGCUGAAGGUGCAUCUGUCGGCCCAGUCUGAGGUGUACGGGCGAGUGCAGGGCGACAUCAUUGGAGACAAGGUCAACAAGAACCUGCUGUUCGAUUCCAAACACGAACACCUGUACAUCACCACGGAGAAAAAGGUCACCAUGGUUCCAGUCCAGGCCUGCCACCUGAAGACGGACUGCCACUCCUGCGUCUCCAUGAAGGAUCCGUACUGUGGCUGGUGUGUCCUGGAGGGAAAGUGCACCAGGAAGAUGGAGUGCGACCGGUGGCAGGAGGACAAGAUCUGGCUUUGGUCGCCCAAUCAGACGUGUGUUCAGAUCCAGUCCUUCGACCCGCCGAACCUGAGCUGCAAGAAGACGCAGCAGGUGGAUAUCAACAUACCGUCCCUCCCCGCGCUGAGGAGUUCUGAUCGUCUGCAGUGUGUGUUCGGCUCCUUCAACAGCGAGGCGGCGAUGCACAUCACUGACGGUCGGGUGCAGGUCACCUGUUCGCUGCCGGACCCCGUGGAGAUCCCACCAACCCCAGACCAGCAGGACUACGUGUCCGUUCCAGUCAGGGUUCUGGUGAACCACAAAAUCAAAGUGACGUCCGGAGAGUAUCACUUCUACAACUGUGCUGCUACAGUCAGGAAGAACCAAAACACACCGUGUAUAGCGUGUGUGACCAGUGAAUGGGGCUGUCAGUGGAACGCUCAGGAACACAGCUGCAGUGACAACACCGAUGCUGUUGGUGGAGAACACAUAGUUAAACCACAAAAGGCUGACAGUUGUCCUCAGUUUGAGUCUCCGGAGCCGCUGUUAAUCCCCGUGGGCUUUCAGAUCCCCAUCAGCUUCCAGGGAAGAAACCUGAACUACUACAUGGGUCAGGGGUUUUCUAUCGGGACUGAGCUGAUGAAGGACACGGAGAUGACGGUGAAAGGGGAGGGGUCAAAGUUCAAAUUCAACGGUUAUGAGUUUGCCUAUGACAAGCAGCAGGAGGUGAACGUAUCCUUCCACAUCAAACAAAAAGACAGAGACACUGAGAGGAAGAUUGACAGCACCCUGACAGUGGUGCUGUAUAACUGCUCGGUGGGAAGAGAAGACUGCAGUCUGUGUAAACACGCUGAAGCCCGGUACCAGUGUGUCUGGUGCUCCUCUGAACGGAGCUGCGUUUACCGGGAGCUGUGCCGGUCGCCUCAGACGCCUCAGUGCCCCGACCCCGAGAUCACAGACAUCAUCCCUCGCUUCGGCCCUCUGAACGGUCGGAUCUCGGUGACCAUCAAAGGCUCCAACAUGGGAAUCAAGAGUGAGGACAUCAAGAAGAUCACGGUGGCCGGCGUGGACUGUUUCCACCAGCAGGACAGAUACUCCGUCUCCACCAGUGUGGUUUGUGAGAUCGGACCGGCGAAGCGACAUCCACCAGUCGACAUCCCGCUUGAACCGUCUAACAACGGAGCGGUGGAGAUAGAAGUAGAGGGAGGAAGAAAAGGGAAGUCUCAGGUCGUCUUCACCUACCGGGACCCCAAACCACUGUCAGUCCACCCAGCGAAGGGUCCAGCCGCCGGAGGAACCUUGAUCACCAUAGAGGGGAAUUACCUGGACACGGCAACCAAAGAGGACGUGUCCGUCAGUGUGGGGGGAGUGUCCUGUGAAAUCAUGGCGUUCGGCUCAAAGAUCACCUGUACGACUGGGAAGUACCGCGGCCAGAAGGUGCCCUCCGACCCGUUGGCGGUGACGUUGAAAUACGGUAAAAACACCACCAAGGAAGUCUCAGCUGCGUACCAGUACUCCGAAAACCCCAAGAUCACAGAUUAUAACCCCAGGGAGAGCUUCUUAUGUGGUGGUCGCCUGAUCGUGGUGGUGGGAAGCGGUUUUGAUCUGAUCCAGAGAGCCAGUUUGAAGGUCCAGCCCCUCCAAGACGAGUUUUCACAGAACACCACCCCCGUAGAGUUCGUCCAGGAGGCUCUGAGUAAGAACGACACCGUCCUCCAGUUCUACUCUCCUCCGGUGAACUGCUGCGUGGACACCCAGUCUCUCCAGACCGUCCUGCAGCUGGAUAACCUGACGGAGGACCUGAAGAGCUUCGUCUACCACCCGGACCCCACCUUCAACAAGCUGGACAAGAAAGUCAUCACCGAGACCAGCGUCAUCAUCGUGACCGGUCGAGGUUUCGCCAAAGCCAUGACGGCUAAAGAGGCCCAGGCGUUUGUUGGAGACGCCUCAUGUCACGUUAACAUUCUGCAGGAUGAUAAGUUGAUCCUGGAUGCUCCUUCAUCGCAGCCCAGAUCCAGAUCCAAACGCCAACGCAGAGACGCGACCAACGACCCGCUGGAGCUCGUGGUGAAGUUCGGUCACGGAGAGUGGAUGGUGGAUUCAGUGUACUAUGCCAGAAAAGACGACAUCCCUCUGGCUAUAAUCAUCCCGGCGGUCAUCGUACCGAUGCUGCUCUUCAUCGCCGUGUCCGUCUACUGCUACAGGAGGAAGAGUCAGCAGGCGGAACGAGAAUACGAGAAGGUGAAACACCAGCUGGAGAAUCUGGAGGAAAGUGUCCGAGAUCGCUGCAAGAAAGAGUUCACAGAUCUGAUGAUCGAAAUGGAGGACCACACCAGCGACCUGAGCGAGGCCCGGAUCCCCUUCCUGGACUACAAAACCUACACCGACCGGAACUUCUUCCUGCCCUCUAAAGACGGAGCCAACGACACCAUGAUCACGGGGAAAAUACAAAUCCCAGAAGCCCGCAAGGCCAUCGUGGCUCAGGCUCUAAACCAGUUCUCAAACCUGCUGAACAGCAAAACCUUUCUCAUCAAUUUCAUCCGCACGCUGGAGAGCCGUCCGGACUUUAACGCCCGAUCUCGCGGUUACUUCGCCUCCCUGCUGACGGUGGCGCUGCACGGCAAGCUGGAGUAUUACACCGACAUCAUGAGGACGCUGCUGCUGGAGCUGAUGGACGAACACGUGCAGAACAAGAACCCCAAACUCAUGCUCCGGAGGUCGGAGACGGUGGUGGAGAGGAUGCUCUGUAAUUGGAUGUCCAUCUGUAUCUAUCAGUUUCUCAGGGACACAGCAGGAGAACCUUUGUACAAACUGUUCAAGGCGUUGAAGCACCAGGUAGAGAAAGGACCGGUGGACGCCAUGAUGAAGAAAGCCAAGUACACACUGAACGACACGGGGCUGCUGGGAGACGACGUGGAGUACUCUGUACUGACUCUGCAGGUGUUGGUGCACGGUGAAGGGCCAGAUGUGACUCCAGUGAAGGUGUUGAACUGUGACAGCAUCUCACAGGUGAAAGAGAAGAUCAUCGAUCAGGUGUACAGGAACCUGCCGUACUCCCAGAGACCAGAGGUGGAGAGUGUUGCUUUGGAGUGGCGUCCCGGCUCCACGGGUCAGAUCCUGUCCGACCUCGACCUGACCUCCCAGAAAGAGGGGCGCUGGAAGAGACUCAACACGCUGGCUCAUUACAAUGUUCGAGAUAACGCCACGCUGGUUCUGUCCAGAGUUUUGCACUCGCAGUCUUUCCACCAGCACCAGGACAGCUAUGAAGAGAAAAACGCCCUGCUGGAGGACGACAACACCUUCCACCUGGUGCGUCCUGCUGAUGAGAUGGAUGAUGGGAAGUCAAAGCGAGGCAGCAUGAAGGACAAAGCGAUGACCAAAGCCAUCACUGAGAUCUACCUGACCCGGCUGCUGUCUGUCAAGGGCACUCUGCAGCAGUUUGUGGACGAUUUCUUCCGCAGUGUUUUGUGUUCGAGCUCCGUCGUUCCGCCGGCCGUCAAAUACUUCUUUGACUUCUUGGAUGAACAGGCACUGAGACACGACAACGUGGACGAGGAGACGCUGCACAUCUGGAAGACCAACAGUUUGCCUCUGCGGUUCUGGGUGAACAUCCUGAGGAACCCCCACUUCGUGUUCGACGUCCACGUGACGGAGGUGGUGGACGCGUCGCUGCACGUCAUCUCUCAGACCUUCAUGGACGCCUGCACCAAGACGGAACACAAACUCAGCAGAGAGUCUCCAAGCAACAAGCUGCUCUAUGCAAAAGAGAUUUCCACCUACAAGAAGAUGGUGGACGAUUACUACAAGGGCAUCAGACAGAUGGUUCCAGUCAGUGACCAGGACAUGAACACACACCUUGCUGAAGUGUCCAGGCAACACACAGACAAGCUGAACACCCAGUUGGCCUUACAUCAGCUGUACCAGUACGCCAGCAAGUACUACGAUGUGAUCAUCCAGUCGCUGGACGACGACCCAGCAGCCCAAAACAAACAGCUCACCCUCCGCCUCCAACAGAUCGCCGCCGCCCUUGAGAACAAGGUCACCGACCUUUGACCUCUGACCUCACGGAGGGGUCAGGGGGAGGAGCUAGCGGCUACUAAAGCACAGAAUGUGGUUUUCCAUUUAAGGACUCAAAGGAAGACGAGCUUGCAGACUCUAUCGAAUGUUUGAAGUGGGAGGGGCUAGUGGAGCUACAGGAAGCUGUUGACCAUAUAAGGACUGAAGUAGGGAGGACUAAUGGGACUCCAGGAGGGAUUAGGAAUGGUGAUUUUUGGAUAAAUGAAGUGUUAAAAUAUGCCCAGAGUGGUGGAAACUGUUGCACUGAUAUCUGCUGCAGUUGUGGGGCAUACCUCCAUUUGGCAUCCCAAAACAAAUACCAAGGAGGGAUUCAAAAUGGCGACCUUAAUAUGGUUGCAGAGUGGAGCUUUGUGAAAUCGAAGGGUUCUUUUUUUUAAUGGUAAGUGAGGCGUUUGAGCCGUGUGUUCUUCGGACCUAGAUGUCUCUGUGUUUGGCUUCUCUACACCACACAUUUUAAUUUUAAGAAGAAAAAAAGUGCCACACAAGGAAUGAAGAUUUUGGGAUAAUUGAAGAAAUGAGACAUUACCAAAUAUUUUUUUUUUUUUUUUUGCUACUCAGCCCUUUCUGGAAGUUUGGAUUGGAAGUAAAGCUGCUCCCGGACGAUUUGUGACCACUUUUUACUUUACACAUUACAGCAAAGCCUAUGACCUGUGGAUGUGAGGUGAUCUGAGUUCAGUUUUUCUGUCUCCACAUUAAAUGACCACCAGGAGAAUCUGAUCUCUUGUCAGCAACAGAGAACGGUUUUCAUCCUAAAGCGUGAAAACGCUUAUAAAAAUAAUCGACCAAUGAAAAAACCCACUACGGUACACACCACUGGCCAAUCAGGGGUCUUGGUUUUGGUUUGUAAAUUCAGGGUACGACGUCCAAAAAUGAAACCACAACAUUUUAACUUUCCUUAUAUCAUGGCCAAAUGUUGCUUUACAUAUCCGAUUAUGUGUUUCUAUGCUGAUAACACUGUGCUGGUGACUCACAUCACAGCAGAAUAAUUUAAUUCUGUUCAGUUUGUUUAGUAUUAUUCUUUGUAUGCAAUCUUUAAAGGGAUGGUUUUGAUUUUUUUAAAUGGGUUUGUAUGAGAUGCUUUUCCAUAGAUAGUGUUUUACUUACAGUAGACGGCACUCGGCAGGGCAGCAAAGCAAUUUACAACAGCGAAAUGUAUUUCAGCCACCAAAACAAAUAUUUUUACACUAUAUUUACAUACAUUUCGGUCAGAAAGCCCUUUCCAGCUGGGAACUGAAGAAGUUAUCUAUACUUUCUUCACAGCCACCAGACUCCAUUGGAAAAACCCAGUAUUUUUACAUCGCAGAAUUGUGACUCGAUCGGUUAGUUUGCCUGGAUUAUUGUGCGACUUUGGUUUAAAGUGUUUGUUUGGAUUCACCAAAGUCAUGUCUUCUGUCAGUAAGGACUAUGGAUAAAUACAUCAUACAACCCCAAUUCAAAACAUCCAAAUAUCCCUUUAAGCACAGGCUUUGCAUUUCCAUAUACAACGUGAACAUUAGCUUUUAAUAGACAUACAGUGCCAUUCAUUCUAUUCUUUGGUAAAGUGUUAAUCAGCGUGGUCCAUAGUGUCAUAUCUUGUGUGUAAGUGUGUGUUGCCACUUUGUUGCUAAAGGACCCGCUUGUUUUUACUUUGUGAAAAAAUCUUGACUGCUUAAUCAUGUGGUCUAUCAGCCAAACACUUUUAUUGUUAAGUGUGAUUUGUUUUUAUAAUCUUUAUGAUUUCACUUCUUUUGCAAUACUGUCUUCAUAUAUAUAAUGCUGCAUUUCUUUUCUGCACACAUAAGAAGAACUGACUUAAGUAUCUUAUAAAGACAGGGUAUCAGUAGGUCCUUCAAAAAGGCUUCAAAUAAAUCUAAAAUGAUGGCGGCGAAGUGUUAAAAUGUAUUAAAUCCAGUUAUUAUAGGUCUUAUUCCUCCAUCAUGCAUGGACAGUUUUCUUAGACCUGCAAGAUCUCUAAAAGCAUGCAACCAAGACACAGUUUGACUUCAGUUUUCUUGAUUUCCAGAGUGUCAGUGCUGCUUUACUGGUAGUCAAAGGUACGAACAUUUUAAACACACAGUCAAAAACAAUUAAUUCUCCUCCACCUUCUUCUGUGGAAGAUUUAAAAUGCAUUAAACAAAUCAAACAAAGAGAUAAAGUGAAAAAUACACAUGCAUUGUUAUAUAUUUGCAUUAAGUUUGCAUUUAUUUAGUAAUAAUUAAAUGGAAAACUUUAAAAACGCUUGUUAAGAGAACAAUCAUUUAGCUUUUUGCCUUUAUUAACUGAAUUAAUUGUUUCUCAUUUGACGUGAAUUUUCCAUGCCACAUUAAAAUCAAGUCACUUAAAGACUAAAGAAAAUUCUGAAUUGCAAAACACAAAUUUCAAUUUAUUCUUUUUUUGAUCUGACUUUAAUGCAAAAAAAGUAAUGUUUUAAUGGAAAUUCAUCUCACAAUGAAAAACAAUUCAGUUUUUGAACACAAUAACAACAAAUACUUUCCUUUUGAACAUGCCUUUUUUCAUACAUUAAAAUGAAAUACAUAUUAAUAUGUUUUAUUUUAAUGUAAUUUGUUGGAUUUGUUUAUUUUAAUGCAUUUUAAAUCUUCCAGAUUAUCCAACACAAAAAGAACCAAAAACAAAAUACACACUGCUGUCUCGUUUCCAGGUUUCCUCUCAUUCUACGUAAACAUGACAAAGUAAAUUUGUGCAAAUAAUUGUUUCACAGCGCCUGCAAAGACUUUCAUGUGCCUCCUGAUGAUUGCCUCCUUCUCCUUUUCUGCACAUUAAAUGUUUCAUAAUGUUCUCAA
Messenger RNA from Anoplopoma fimbria (sablefish), 8918 nucleotides. RefSeq names its product plexin b2a, tandem duplicate 1 (gene plxnb2a.1). Gene Ontology annotation, molecular function: protein binding; semaphorin receptor activity. The record is from RefSeq and is a predicted model, not a curated record. Lineage: Eukaryota; Metazoa; Chordata; Actinopteri; Perciformes; Anoplopomatidae. Gene Ontology annotation, cellular component: semaphorin receptor complex. Gene Ontology annotation, biological process: positive regulation of axonogenesis; regulation of GTPase activity; semaphorin-plexin signaling pathway involved in axon guidance.